CCACAAGUGGUGCGGAACCAGAUAGCUAGCAAGCAAUUAACAAACAUGCCGUUAAAGAUAGCUAAAUAUUGUGCCAUCCCUGGUUGUGGAAGAACACAGUUGCUGCAUAACCUUCAUUCGGAUUCCGAUAUUAGGAAUGCGGGGUUAAAGUUUAUUUUUAAAGACGUUCCAGCUCAUGUGAGAAAACAUGGAGCGUUUGUUCGUUUAAUUUCUCCGAGGAUUCCUUCGUGAACAAGGCACAGAUCGAAUUAAAAAGCAGUGCUGUCUGUGCCGUCAAUAUUGGAUACGAUAGGAAUGGCGCAGCAAUCUUAUAAGCAGAGAAGCUAUGGAUUCCAUCAUUUCAAAGACUACUCAAAGCCUUACUUCUGCUGAGGACAUGAGAAACCAAACAAAACUUAUAAUGUAGCCCUAUGCCAACUGGGAAGAGUAUUUGACACCAGCGCCUCUCUCCAUAGCUAUCAUGGGAGAGCUGGUAUUUAUUUCUUCUGUAACAGAUUUCUCCAUCAAUAAGAAUCCCCCUAAAGAUGGUUACAAAUACAUCAGAUACCCAGAAUCCUUCCGAGCUUGUCUUAUGCAAGUGUGUAACUCUGGUUGGACGGCAUUUAAUGAAGCUCAUACAAGCAUGGACCAAAUUCGUCUCCAUACUGCCCAAGUUCCAGAUUACAUGAAGAUGGCUGUUAAGAUUCUGUUCCAAGACAAUGACGAGGUCAUUCAAGCACAUCUUCCAGAUCAACUGAUAAAUAUCCGAGUCAUUGCAGAUGAAUGUCUUGAAUUGUCUACAGAAACUGAAAAGCAUUUCAUGAAUGUCAUCAUGAUUAUCCAAGAGCUUCUAGAAGCAUGUGUGAACGCAGAGCACUUUUAUGGGGAGGAGAUGGAAGUUAUUAAGAAAAAAAUAGAGGAGAACAAACUGAGAGAGCAGUCAGCACAAGAAGCAAAGAAAAGGAUGGAUAAGGCGAUGAAUGCCAUUGAGAAGGAACUGGAGAUGACUCAUGAGAACUAUGAGAAAGCUAUGGAUUCUCUCCCUGGUGGUCUGAGUAUGAUGACUAUGGAUAUUGUUGGGGGGUUAGCACAGAGUGUUACAGGCCUUAUUAAUGGAGUGGUACACCUGAUAACUCACCCUGUGAGAAAUGCAUGUGUUGCAGCAACAAAUAUUUCUGAAACUGUGGACCACAUUAGAGGUCAACAACCUGUAGGAGAUGUGGUUGAUGAAAUAAAGUCAUUUAGUAAGUCUGCUGAAAUUCUACAAUGUGCACAGGCUAUCUUAGAUGGCAUGAAUAUGAGCAGCCGGGAUGGUGAGAUUGACUGGAAAAAUCUUUAUGAUCAGAAGGAGAAAACCACAAAAUCUGAUUUCUCUGCAGGGCAGUUACAAAGAAUCAAUGAUGAAUUGUGCAAAAUUAAUGACUGCAAAGGAAAGUCUGAAGCUCAGGUGUUAUGUCUGAAGGGCAUUAACAUAUGCAACCAACUAGCGAAAUAUGCACCAGAAGGCAAAUGUGAAAAAGACAUAAACAUGAAGAUAAUAGAGGACGUCUUGAAGUUGAUCGACUCAGCCCGUGUUUUUGACAGCAAAAGCAAAGACACAACAAAAUCUCCAGCCAUUUUCUCAAAACCUCCAAUGAUGUAUAAAAAUGAAAACAGGUCAGAGAACACAAGUCCUUCACAGCGAGCAACAGAUAAUGCACGAUUCGCCAUAGAGCAGAGCCGAGCUCAGUUAAACAAGACAAGAGAGACCUAUGAAAAGUGUGUGGAGAAUCUAGAGAAGAAUGAGAAGGAACUAACUGAAAUUUUGGUCGCUAUGAGAAAUUGUGAUCUCAAAGAGAUUGACUUCAAAACCACCAUCGAGAUGCUGGUCAAAGGUAUGGAUGCCAUGGGAAGAGUGAAGGAGCAAUGGGAGAAGAUGGUUCGCUUCUUUCAGAUGGUUUCCAACAUUGUUAAAACUAGCCUUACCACAACUCUCAAAAACUUUGUUUCAGCAUCUGAGAAAACCCAAGCCCUUUCUUACAACGCAAAGCUCUUCUCAAAAGAUUUGCUUUAUACUCAAGCUUUCAAAGCCUGUGACAUUGCCAGUCUGGUCCAUAUGAUCUCAGGAACAUACACAGAGAUUUCCAACAAGUAUCUGAUGGACCGUGUCAGUUCACUGGGCAAAUUGAUGGUCAUGGAUAAAAAUAAACCAGAAUUUGUGCAGGAGCGACUUAAGUUACAGAACUCCUGUGAUGCAGCACAAAAAGGAAUUUUAAAGCUUGUUCUGAAAAAUAAAGAGGAGUUUGAAAGGAAGAGUGCUACAAGAUUGGAGAGGAUUGAUCGAGAGUUGCUGGCCAUUCUGCCUGCUGCUCCUCCAGAGGAAACCAAGAAAAUUCAAGAGGCUGUUCAAGCUGGAUUCAGUGAGGAGGAAGCAGAAUCAUACUACUGAGAACAAGAGCUGAAAUAAUAUACAAGUACAAAUAAACAAUGUUAUUGUAGAUUAAAUUUAGCUUUCCAGCAGUGUGCUAUAUGCGAUUAUUACCUUAUUAGUCAAAAGUAACAAAAAAUGCAUGAGGAUAAAUUUCCUGCAUACUUCUCUUAUAACGAGUAAGGCUACAAUGCCUGAAGAAAUUAAAUAUUUGCUUAGAUCUUCACAUUUCAACAUUCAUUUUGAAGAAUAUUCACAGACAGUAGGGCUACAGUGGAGGAAAACAGAUGCUCUUCAUGCAAAGAAAAAGGUACUGAACCAUUGCAUCCCAUGCAUAUGGUAUAAUACCAUUAGCCUAUAAGCAAGGCAGAUCCAUUGAGACAAAUACCUUACAUAAAUCAACAAAAGACAUCCUGCAAAUGGAUAAACCAAGAAGGCAUUAGUGAGGAUGCAGUAGUUUUGUCAAAGCAAGGCAUAGCAAAAAAAAGUUAUACAUGCAAUUGUAAGUUAUAAUGCCUUUAUGUUAUUUUUUGUUUUAUUUAAAAAUAACAUACACUGCAUGAAAAUGUGCCUCUAAUAACAUAUAAUACCUACCAUAUGUAUGUGCUUGUUAUUUCUUUUUAACUCUUGUCACUUAAUGGAAAAAAAUUAUAUAAGAAAUUUGAAGUAAACCUGUUGAAAUGAAAGACUACAUGAUACAGAAUGA
Molecule: messenger RNA, 3092 nt
Organism: Triplophysa rosa
Lineage: Eukaryota; Metazoa; Chordata; Actinopteri; Cypriniformes; Nemacheilidae
Exons: 2
Coding region: 461-2407 (648 amino acids)
Source: RefSeq, a predicted model, not a curated record